Molecule: messenger RNA, 1668 nt
Organism: Exophiala dermatitidis NIH/UT8656
Lineage: Eukaryota; Fungi; Ascomycota; Eurotiomycetes; Chaetothyriales; Herpotrichiellaceae
Product: baculoviral IAP repeat-containing 2/3/4
Exons: 1
Coding region: 1-1668 (555 amino acids)
Source: RefSeq, a predicted model, not a curated record
AUGGAGUUCGUCACGCUCGAGGCGCGUCUGGCGACCUUUGAGAAGCCAUCAAAGCGUUCGAAACUAGGAUGGCCUCACAAAACGCCCACACCGGAAGAACUCGCCAAGGCAGGCUUCUACUUCAAACCGUCCACCUCCAGCAAUGAUAACACCAUAUGCUUCCUCUGCGAACGAGCGCUAGGAGGGUGGGAACCAGACGAUGACCCAGUCCAAGAACAUCUGAAGCACUCGGAUGACUGUGGUUGGGCCAUUUUGAUGAACAUCGGUCAAGAUGCAACAUGGGACACGAACGAGAUGGAAGACCCAACCGGGCCACAGAUUACGGAAGCGCGAAGGAGUACAUUUUCCAUAGGAUGGCCUCACGAGUCAAAGCGCGGAUGGACCUGCAAAGUUGAAAAGAUGGUUGAAGCUGGCUGGCACUAUGCGCCCACGCCUGACAGUGACGACUUUGUCAGCUGCGUCUAUUGCAAAUUGUCUCUGGAUGGAUGGGAACCAAAGGAUAAUCCAUUCGAUGAGCACUACCGCCGGUCUCCAGAAUGCCCGUUCUUCCAUUUUGCAGGCACAACUGCGCCAUCCAAACGCCCCAAGGCAAAGAAGGGUCGCGCGUCGAAAGCUUCUCGGACAUCAAAAGCCUCGACGAGAUUAUCCACACAAUCUAACUCUACUAUGCUGUCCGAAGCACCUAGUGCCACAGAAAUACCAGAUCUGGACGAAUCAAUUGAUGCCAGCGAAGUCUCUGUUAUGUCGACCAUGUCAACAAUGUCAACCGCCUCGACGGCUACUGCCACCAAAGGUAAACGGAAAGGGACCAGGGGCAAAGCAAAGACUACCAAGGCAAAAAAGGCCAAGACGACCAGAUCAACUAGAGCGAAGAAGGACCAGCCACCGCAGGAAGAGGUGGUCGAAUCGCAAGUGAUGGAAGAAGUGACAGUCGAGGUUGAACAAACAUCCUACCAGACUGGAGGAGCAACUGGAGGGCAAUCUCCCACAGCGAAGUCACAAGAAGAACUCAACCUAGUCAGUACGCCUGCCGCCGUGUCCUACCCGACCAUACCUGGUAGUCCAGGUGCGCCCGACGAAAUGAUUAGAUUGAGCCCCGUUGCCGCUCCUCCACAGAUUUCACCCACGCCCGUCAAAACGACACGGAGAAUGUCGACAAGAAGGUCAACGACGGCGACCCCCCGGGCGACCGUGCCCACGGAGAUACAAUCCGUUCCUGAAGGCCAGUCAGAAGCCCCUCGCUCCACCCCACCCCAAAGCCCGUCUCCUCCCUCAGACAUCGAAAACGCCCCUCCCAGCACCCGUCCGGCGUCUGUCCGCCCUCCUGUAUCUGUCUCAUCGCCACACGUGCAGAUCCAGAGCCAAACGCACACUCAGACCGUCCCGCUGGCGCCGUCCUCGCCUGCGAAUGAACUGGCUCCGGCCUGGAUGCCCGCUGACGUCGAACUCAUUUUCCAACCGAACACGCCUCAACCCGCCGAUCUUCUCGCACUCACCGGCGGCACAUUGUCCGAACAGGAGAAGUCGAUGACAGUGCAGGAGUGGAUCGAAUAUAUCGCCGAGCAAGCAGAAGCCGGGCUUCGCAGCGAGGCAGAGCGCGUGGUGGGCAUUUUCGAGCAAGAGGGACAACGAGCCAUGGGUGUUUUGGAAAGUAUUGCGUGCAUUUGA